AAUAUGUUCCACCAUAUUGACGCCACUAGCUUAUUAUUAUUAUUAAUCAAUAGAGCGCUAGUUAAUCUUCGUUUCCACAUCGAGUUGGCCGUUAUAAACUGCACACUCUGCACUUUGUCUGAGCAAUUGCGUUGCAUUAUACGAUCAAUAAAAAAGGAACAGGCCAUUGAUUCUUCUACAAGUGUAACAAUAAUAAAGGAUGAAAACGACGUCGAAAACUCAUCAAAAAAUCUCAACCAAUGGCUUCACAACUUACUGCAGCUUUUACGUGUUAUAUUAAAUCAACCGAUAAACAUCAAAACAUUUGGCGUCGUGAACGUCAAUAUGACGCUGGUCCCCGCGUGCGUUGGGCUCAUCGUAUCAUAUACCGUCGUCGCUCUGCAGUUCAACAACGUCGUAUAAUGCCGUAUAACGUCAUGUCACUCUGUAUAACUUUAAGACGGGAGUGUAGUAAUCAUUUUUAAGUAGGGAUAAUGUUAAGAAAAUAAAAUAAUAUGUGUAGGCUAGCUGAGACUGUGUGCCUUUAGUUGUAAGUAAAUUUGAUAUAGCUUAGCUUGUGAAUAAUAUAUCAUUAUGUAUAAUACUUUAACACCUCAUGAAUACGAAAGACACCUAAUAUAUAUUUCGUUUAUAAAGUACAUAUUUUAUUGUCACGUUGGACAAUUGUCUAAUAACGGCCUAAUUUUUUAUAUUAAUUCAAUUUGAAUUUUUUUUAAUUUAGUUUAC
This is a messenger RNA of Cydia fagiglandana, 726 nucleotides long. RefSeq lists its product as uncharacterized. NCBI's taxonomy places the organism in Eukaryota, Metazoa, Arthropoda, Insecta, Lepidoptera, Tortricidae. Bases 4 to 402 code for a protein of 132 amino acids. The record is from RefSeq and is a predicted model, not a curated record. The transcript is spliced from 2 exons.